Chlorella variabilis is the source of this 462-nucleotide messenger RNA. RefSeq lists its product as hypothetical. The transcript is spliced from 4 exons. Gene Ontology annotation, molecular function: small ribosomal subunit rRNA binding; structural constituent of ribosome. NCBI's taxonomy places the organism in Eukaryota, Viridiplantae, Chlorophyta, Trebouxiophyceae, Chlorellales, Chlorellaceae. Gene Ontology annotation, cellular component: small ribosomal subunit; ribosome. Gene Ontology annotation, biological process: translation. The coding region runs from base 1 to 462 and encodes 153 amino acids. The record is from RefSeq and is a predicted model, not a curated record.
AUGGCAGCGCUGAGCACGGCCUUUGCUAGCAUGAGCCUGGCGGGCAGCAGCAGCAGGACGAUGUCCUUCAAGUCUUCGGUCGGCGGCCAGCGGCUGGUGGCUGCCCGGCCGCAGCGUGCCGUGGCGGCGGCGGCGUUUGUGGUGGAGGCCAAGCAGAACUCCCUCAAGCGGCAGCGCACCUCGGAGAAGGCGCGGAUGAACAACAAGAGCCGCAAGAGCGAGAUCGCCACCCGCAUGAAGAAGGUGUUUGUGGCUCUGGAUGGCUACAAGGCUGCCCCGCCCGCGGCGGAGGCUGACCUGGCGCCCGUGCAGACGCUGAUCAACGAGGCCUACCAGGUGAUUGACAAGGCGGUAAAGACCGGCUGCCUGCACUCCAACACCGCGGCGCGGCGCAAGGCCCGCCUGGCGGCCGCCCGCCGCAACGUGCUGGUGGCGGCCGGCCUGUACACCCCCGCCCAGUAA